AUGGCCGGCGACGACAAGAAAAUCACCGUCAAUGGCAGCUCAAAUGGCUACAACCCCUCCACGCAAGACAACAUCACCAUGGCAAUGCUCCAAAACGGCGGCGUCAAGCGCAUCCAAAGCGGCUUCCAACAACGCCUCGACGAAGCGGGCUGGUCAGAGAAUCUGCGCAACUACGUGACGCAACUCUUUCGAAGCGGCGAGGCCCAGACGUACGAUGAAGCACUGAGCAAGGUCAAAGAGCAUGUUCGUGUGCAGCCUUUGGACGAAGAGGAAAGGGCUGUUGUUACGAAUGGGGCUGGUGGGCCGGAUUUGGUUAUUCCGUCGGAGGUUGCGAAGGAUGCGGCGGAGGUCGUGAAGAAGGAGUUGGCGAAGGUGGUGAAGAUGGAGACGAAAUGA
This is a messenger RNA of Zasmidium cellare ATCC 36951, 396 nucleotides long. RefSeq lists its product as uncharacterized. Gene Ontology annotation, molecular function: transcription coactivator activity. The transcript has a single exon. Gene Ontology annotation, biological process: positive regulation of DNA-templated transcription; mRNA export from nucleus. Gene Ontology annotation, cellular component: SAGA complex; nuclear pore. The record is from RefSeq and is a predicted model, not a curated record. Bases 1 to 396 code for a protein of 131 amino acids. NCBI's taxonomy places the organism in Eukaryota, Fungi, Ascomycota, Dothideomycetes, Mycosphaerellales, Mycosphaerellaceae.